AUGCCUGGAUCUAUACAUAAAGUUAAUCUUGGUUCCUCUCUCCCCAGGUUUACAGACCUGCUGGACCAGUGUGGUAAGGUGGACCUGGCUGUGCUGUCUCCUCCUCAGAAGGAUUACUGGUCCAUGCUGGCCUACAACCGGGCCAAGCUGUGUAACCUCCUGUUCUCUAACGAGCUCCACCGACGCCUCUCGCUCCACGGGGUCACCUGCAACGCAGUGCACCCUGGGAACAUGAUGUACACGGCCAUCCAUCGUAGCUGGUGGCUGAUGACCCUGUUCUUCACCCUGGCUCGCCCCUUCACCAAGUCUAUGCAACAGGGGGCAGCCACCACGGUGUACUGUGCGGUAGCUCCUGAGCUGGAGGGUCUAGGAGGGAUGUACUUCAACAACUGUUUCCGCUGCCUCCCCUCCCCCCAGGCUGAGGACCAGGUCACUGCAGCCAGCCUGUGGGAGCUAAGUGAGCGCCUGGUCUCAGAGAGGCCUACGGGCCUACAGGCCCUCUGAUUGACACGCCCACACUGACUGUCAACAGCCUAUCAGGACUGGGGGAGAGAGGCGGGACUAGCCAAUCAGGAAUGGAGUGAGAGGGAGGAAGUGUGGAUGAAAAUGAAAAUGUGUACAUUGAGUGGACUGUAGAAAGCUUCAAACCGUUGAACUGAAACUUUCACUUCACUAAGGGGAGUAAAAUACAGGUACAAAUACACCAGGGUUAUUGUCUGCCUCUUUGUGGCAGGGAGAGUUCACCAGUUCCUUAUUCCAGCCAAAGUUGGUCUGUGUUUCUCACUCCAGUGUGUUACCAGCUGCAACAGACACUGUGUGUAUCUUCUCUCUGUAUCCAGUUUCCUCCUGUAUAUAUAUAUAUUUUAUAUGUCUGAGUAUGGAGAUAUGGUGAGUAUCAUUGUGCUAGUGUAGGGGGGUUAAAGGGGGAUAGGAGAAAUAAGGAGGUAUAAUUGAAUGGCAAUGUACAUAUUAGAGCUAUGGUGUCAUGACUAUAUACAGAUGUAGUAGCUGUAUUCCAUAUGAGGCCCUGUUCAGUUCUACAGCCCAUUAUUUACAGGAACAGCAUUGGGCCUAUGUGCUAACGGGAACUCACACGUCAUCACUUCUCCCCUCUACAGUGUCUGUCUACAGUUAGACCUCCAACCUACAUAUUAUACCUUAGAAUACUCUACAAAAUGCUGUUUACAUUGUGGUACUGUAUCUUUGUCACAAUGUUCAAUCACAAUUAUGUCUGUAGCUACUGGUGAUAGAGAGAAUCCAGGAGUUUUAGUAGUUGAUCAAACAGGAACAUCCUUCCUUGGAUGUUUAGUUUUGUUAUUUGUUUCGGGGGAUAAUCUGGUCAUGAAAGUGUGCGGUGUUGGGUGACGGGUCCAUCUGGACAGGGACUGUUGCUUGGUUUCUGGGUGGUUUGGAGAUGUGUGGACGUUGUGCUUUGUGGCUGUCUGGUGCCGUGGAAUGAUGUUAAGAUAUCAGCAUUCCUCUGUCAUGGUUCUGUAAAGAAAAAGAAGAGGACACAUUAAAGACUGUUUCUUACACUA
This is a messenger RNA of Salvelinus fontinalis (brook trout), 1538 nucleotides long. RefSeq names its product WW domain-containing oxidoreductase-like. The transcript has 3 exons. The record is from RefSeq and is a predicted model, not a curated record. NCBI's taxonomy places the organism in Eukaryota, Metazoa, Chordata, Actinopteri, Salmoniformes, Salmonidae. Bases 1 to 504 code for a protein of 167 amino acids.